Molecule: messenger RNA, 8583 nt
Organism: Benincasa hispida (wax gourd)
Lineage: Eukaryota; Viridiplantae; Streptophyta; Magnoliopsida; Cucurbitales; Cucurbitaceae
Gene: SAB
Product: HYPERSENSITIVE TO PI STARVATION 4
Source: RefSeq, a predicted model, not a curated record
AAAAAAAUCCAAGAUUAAAAAAAAAGAAACGAGAGAGAAAAUGCCAGCCGGUCCAUUUUUCUGAUCGCCGAGCACUUCACGGAUCGGAUCUGCGUAUCCUAUAAAUGGAAAUGUUCCGAUCUCAACGCCUUGAAGACUCGGUCUUGUUGGCUCAGUCGCCUACUGAUCGUUCCACAAUUUUGGACUUCAAUAAUCCUAGGGUUUAAUUGUGUCUGAUGCAUACAUUUUGAUAUGAAGUUAUGUGCAGUGAAUGCACUUUGCUUAAUUCGUCGGAAUUCGAUUAUCUGAUUCUCUCCCACGCAUUUUCCGAUACUACCACUCUCCCCAUCAGCAAUGGCAGCUUCUCCUGUUAAUUUUCUCUUUUGGUUCUUGCUCGUUUCGAUUACACUAUGGCUGGUUUUCAUGUUCGCUUCUAGACUGGUGGCUUGGAUCUUGAGCAGGGUUGUUGGAGCAUCAGUAGCGUUUCGUGUUGGAGGGUGGAAAUGUUUAAGGGAUGUUGUGAUCAAGUUUCGAAAGGGUGCUAUUGAAUCAAUAUCAGUUGGUGAAAUUAAAUUGAGUUUGCGCCAGUCCUUGGUAAAGCUUGGUGUGGGGUUUAUUUCUAGGGAUCCGAAACUACAGAUAUUGAUAUGUGACUUAGAAGUUUGUAUGAGGCCUUCAAGUAAAGGUAGGCCAAAGUCGUCGAAGCCUCGGAGAACCCGCAGUUCAGGCAGAGGAAAGUGGAUGGUUGUAGCCAAUAUUGCUAGAUAUUUAUCAGUUUCAAUAACAGAUUUGGUUCUAAAGACUCCCAAAGCUACCGUUGAAGUAAAGGAUUUUAGCAUUGAUAUAUCAAAAAAUGGUGGAACAAGAUCAAAUUUGUUCGUCAAGUUACAAAUAUUGCCUAUAAUUGUGCAUAUUGGUGAACCACGAGUUAGUUGUGAACAGUCAUCCAACUUAAGCAGUGGGGGAUGUAUAUCUGCUGUCAAUUCAUCUUUUGCCACUAUGGAGAAAUCUUCUGCUCCUUUUAGUUGCGAAGAAUUCUCUUUGUAUAGUGAAUUUGGUCACGACAGGGAAGCUGGUAUAAUCGUUAAGAAGGUUGAUGUCACUUUUGGGGAGGUCAAUUUGAACUUGAAUGAGGAGCUAUUUUCAAAAAGCAAGAAGGGGAAAGACACUUCUUUUGCCUCGGAAGAAACGGUAGAUUCAACUGCUGAUUCUCUCCCUGCAGUGAAGCCACAGAAGAAGCAAGCACUUGCAUCUCUUUCGAAGUAUUCCUCUGCUUUCCCAGAAAAGGUUUCCUUCAGUCUUCCUAAACUGAAUGUUAUGUUUAUGCAUCGUGAGCAUGAGCUUGUUGUUGAAAACAACAUCAUGGGCAUUCAAUUUAAGAUAAUCAAAUCACGCUGCUUGGAGGAUUUAGGAGAGACUGCACGUCUUGAUCUUCAAAUGGAGUUCAGUGAGAUUCAUUUACUCAGGGAGGCUGGCACUUCCUUUCUGGAGAUACUGAAAGUCGAUAUAGUUACCUUUGUUUAUGUUCCAAUACAAUCAGCAUCACCGAUUAGGGCCGAAGUGGACUUAAAGUUGGGAGGUACUCGAUGCAACAUAAUAAUGAGUAGACUGAAGCCAUGGUUGCGCCUCCAUUCUUCCAAAAAUAAAAAGAUGGUUCUGAAGAAGGAAACACCUUCUGAAAAGCCACAAUCUUCCGAGUCCAAAGCCAUCAUGUGGACAUGUACAGUCUCGGCCCCUGAGAUGACUAUUGUGCUUUAUAGUAUAAGUGGUUCACCAUUGUUUCAUGGCUGCUCACAAUCUUCACAUGUAUUCGCCAAUAAUAUAUCAAAUAUUGGAACUGCAGUACACAUGGAGCUGGGUGAAUUGAAUUUGCACCUGGCUGAUGAAUACCAAGAAUGCAAGGAAAGCCUUUUUGCAGUGGAAUCAAAUGCAGGUUCUUUGAUACACAUAGCUAAGAUAAGUUUGGAUUGGGGAAAAAAGGACAUUGAACCAUCUGAAGAAGAGGGUCUUAGAAGCAAACUCGUUUUGUCUGUUGAUGUGACUGGUAUGGGUGUCUAUUUUACGUUCAAGCGUAUUGAAUCACUUGUUUCAACUGCUGUGAUUUUGCAAUCACUUUUAAAACAAUUCUCUGGUUCUCGAAAGAAAACCACACAGAGCAGAGGAGACCGUUCAACUAAAUCAUCAGGGAAAGGGACCAAACUUCUGAAACUCAAUCUUGAAAGAUGUUCCAUAACCUUGUGUGGGGAUGUGGGUUUAGAGAACACGACUGUUGCAGACCCUAAACGUGUCUAUUAUGGAUCACAAGGUGGUCAAGUUGUUAUAAGCGUCAAUGCUGAUGGCACACCUCGUUGUGCAAAUGUGAUGUCUACAGUGUCUGAUGAAUGCAAAAGGCUAAAUUAUUCUGUAGUUCUUGAUAUUUUUCAUCUCAGUUUAUGUGUGAACAAGGAGAAACAGUCCACACAGGUUGCAGUUGAGAGAGUUCGGUCAACGUAUCAGGAGCAUUUGGAGGAACACGGGAAAGAUACAAAAUUGACAUUUUUUGACAUGCAAAAUGCUAAAUUUGUUCGACGUUCUGGGGGUCUCAAAGAGAUUUCUGUAUGCUCUCUAUUUAGUGCUACUGAUAUUUCAGUCAGGUGGGACCCUGACGUUCAUCUAUCUCUUGUUGAAUUCGGACUUCAGCUGAAAUUACUUGUGCAUAGCAAAAAGGUUCAGGGAGAUAACAUACGUACUGAAGAUGCUUCAAACUCAAGAGAUGCUGAACAAAGGACAGAAACCAUAUCUGAAUCGGGGCAACCUGAUAAGCACAAGAAAAAGGAAUCAAUAUUUGCUGUUGAUGUUGAAAUGUUGAGAGUUUAUGCUGAGGCUGGAGAUGGAGUUGAUGUAGUUGUUCAGGUUCAGUCGAUCUUUUCUGAAAAUGCACGUAUAGGAGUACUUCUAGAAGGACUUUUACUUAGUUUCAAUGGUUCUAGAGUAUUUAAAAGUAGCAGAAUGCAGAUUUCACGUAUUCCUCGUGUGUCUACUGGUACGUGUGAUACAAAAGUGUCAGUUACCACUUGGGACUGGGUUAUUCAAGGUUUGGACAUACAUAUUUGCAUGCCAUACAGGUUGCAGUUACGUGCCAUUGAUGACUCGGUUGAGGAUAUGCUGCGUUGUUUAAAGCUUAUCAUUGCUGCUAGGACAUCUCUUAUUUUUCCAAUGAAGAAAGAAAGCUCAAAAGCUAAAAAACCUAGUUCAACCAAAGUUGGGAGUUUAAAGUUUUGCAUACGCAAGUUAACUGCUGAUAUUGAGGAGGAGCCAUUGCAGGGAUGGCUUGAUGAACACUAUCCACUAUUGAGAAAUGAAGCUUCUGAAUUAGCUGUUAGGUUAAAAUUUCUUGACGAUUUAAUUUCUAAAGCAAACCAGGUUCCGAAAACUACUGAAACAACUGAAUCUACUCAAGAAAGGAAGAUAUACUAUAAUGGCAUUGAAGUCGAUCCGCAAAAUCCAUCAGAUGUGCUCAAAAUGCGAGAAGAGAUAUAUCGACAGUCAUUUCAAUCUUAUUAUCGUGCCUGUCAGAAUUUAUUACCAUCAGAAAGUUCGGGUGCCUGCAGUGAAGGUUUCCAGUCUGGUUUUAAACCUAGCACUGCCAGAACUUCUCUUAUGUCCAUUACUGCUGCAGAUUUAGAUGUUACCUUGACAAAAAUUGAUGGUGGAGAUGCUGGAAUGAUAGAUGUUCUAAAUAAACUUGAUCCUGUCUGUCUUCAGGAAAACAUACCAUUCUCGCGACUCUAUGGGAGAAAUAUACUCUUGAAUGCAGGUUCUCUUGCAGUUUUGUUGAGAGAUUACACAUUUCCUUUAUUUUCUGCGACUUCUGGUAAAUGUGAAGGUUGUCUCGUGAUGGCGCAACAGGCUACGAGUUUUCAACCUCAAAUGCAACAAGAGGUGUUUGUUGGGAAAUGGAGGAAGGUGCAGAUGCUACGCUCUGCUAGUGGCACAACCCCUGCUAUGAAGACAUAUUCAAACUUGCCCAUACAUUUUAAGAAAGCGGAGCUAUCUUUUGGAGUGGGAUAUGAACCAGUUUUUGCUGACGUCAGUUAUGCUUUCACUGUGGCCUUACGAAGGGCUAAUCUUAGUGUCAGGAAUCCUGGUCCACUUAUUGUGCCUCCAAAAAAAGAGAAGAGCUUACCAUGGUGGGAUGAUAUGAGGUACUACAUUCAUGGAAAUAUCACUUUAUGCUUUUCUGAGACAUGGUGGAAUGUUCUUGCAACUACUGAUCCUUAUGAAAAGCUUGAUAAACUUCAAAUAUUAUCUGGUCAAAUGGAGAUCCAGCAGUCAGAUGGUCGUGUCUUUCUUUCUGCUAAGGAUUUUAAGAUUUUAACCAGCAGUUUGGAGAGUAUGGCUAAUACUCGUGGUUUAAAACUUCCUCAAGGCAUAUCUGGUCCAUUACUUGAAACACCGGUUUUCACCCUUGAAGUAAACAUGGACUGGGAAUGUGAUUCUGGAACACCAUUGAACCAUUAUCUACAUUCACUUCCCAUUGAAGGAAAAGCUCGUGAAAAAGUGUUUGAUCCAUUUAGAUCCACAUCUCUGUCACUCCAGUGGAAUUUCUCUCUUAGGCCUCCUCUUCCUUUGGGUGAUAAACAAUUGUUGGAUAAUAUUGAGAAAACUACUGAGUGUUCUACAAGACUGAAUUUUGGAGCUCAUGAUCUUGCGUGGAUUGUUAAGUUCUGGAAUUUGAAUUACUUACCUCCUCACAAACUCCGUACCUUCUCUAGAUGGGCCCGUUUUGGUGUUCCUCGGGCUGUAAGAUCUGGUAAUUUGCCCUUGGACAAAGUAAUGACUGAGUUUAUGUUCAGAAUUGAUAUUACUACUCCUGAGAUAAGACACGUGCCAUUAGAUGAUGAUGAUCCAGCAAAAGGAUUGACUUUUAGCAUGGCAAAGCUGAAAUAUGAACUUGGUUACAGUCGAGGCAAGCAGAAAUAUACAUUUGAAUGCAAGCGGGAGACCCUCGAUCUUGUCUAUCAAGGACUCGAUCUUCAUAUGCCAAAGGCUUUUAUAAAUAAAGAAAAUUGCAGCAGUGUUGCAAAAGCAGUUCAAAUGACCAGAAAAAAUUCACAAUCUGCUUCCAUGGAUAAAGUCCCUGUGGAGAAAGGCAACAUAACGAGCAGCUCAACUGAAAAACAUCGUGAUGAUGGAUUCCUUUUGUCAUCUGAUUAUUUCACAAUUAGGCGGCAGACUCCAAAGGCUGACCCUGCUAGGUUAUUAGCUUGGCAAGAGGCUGGAAGAAGAAACCUUGAGAUGACAUAUGUAAGGUCUGAGUUUGAAAAUGGGAGUGAGAGUGAUGAACAUACACGAUCUGAUCCAAGUGAUGAUGAUGGAUACAAUGUGGUCGUAGCUGAUAAUUGCCAGCGUAUUUUUGUUUAUGGACUCAAACUUCUAUGGACAAUUGAGAACAGAGAUGCUGUUUGGUCUUUUGUUGGUGGUCUAUCCAAGGCAUUUCAACCUCCAAAGCCUUCCCCUUCAAGGCAAUAUGCACAAAGGAAAUUACUUGAGGAGAACGAGCCACAUGAUAAAAAUCAAGUGUGCGAAGAUGGUGGGAUCUCUAAGCCCCCUAACAAUGAUGGCACAGUUGCCUCCUCCACAUCACAGCCACAGACUUCAGAAUUACAGCCAGCUACAUCUCAUUGCAUUAAAACAGAGAAUUUAUCAUCUACAGAUAAAGGGGAGAACUUAUCGUCUCCUGCACCUGGAAAAAAUGGAAAGUUAGAUGACGAAGAGGAUGAGGGGACUCGUCUCUUCCAGGUGAAUGUGGUGGGGCCACAAUUCAAUCUUCACUCAGAAGAAGCUAAUGGUAGGUUCUUGCUUGCUGCUGCUAGCGGGCGUGUUUUAGCACGAUCAUUCCAUUCAGUCCUUCAAGUUGGCCAUGACAUGAUAGAGCAAGCUCUUGGCACUGGAAAUGUGCAAAUUUCAGAGAGUGAGCCCCAAAUGACAUGGAAACGGAUGGAGUUGUCAGUGAUGUUGGAGCAUGUUCAGGCUCAUGUUGCACCAACUGAUGUUGAUCCAGGGGCUGGAUUGCAGUGGCUUCCUAAAAUUCUAAGAAGUUCUCCCAAAGUAAAGCGAACUGGAGCUUUGCUUGAAAGAGUGUUCAUGCCCUGUGACAUGUACUUCCGAUACACAAGGCACAAGGGUGGAACUCCAGAGUUAAAGGUGAAGCCAUUAAAAGAGCUCACUUUCACUUCUGAAAAUAUAACAGCAACAAUGACUUCUCGUCAGUUUCAAGUUAUGGUUGACGUGUUAACAAACCUCCUCUUUGCACGGCUUCCCAAGCCUCGAAAUAGUAGUCUUUCAUUUCCUUCGGAAGAUGGUGAAGAUGUUGAAGAGGAAGCCGAUGAGGUUGUACCUGAUGGUGUUGAAGAGGUAGAACUUGCAAAAAUCAACCUUGAAAGGAAAGAACGGGAAAAGAGGUUACUUGUUAAUGAUAUUAGAAAAUUGUCUCUCUAUUGUGACGGUGGUAGUGACCUAAAUCCAGAAAAAGAUGGUGAGAUGUGGAUGAUUUCUGGUGGAAAGUCCUUAUUGGUGCAAGGAUUAAAAAGAGAGCUUGUAAAUGCACAAAAGUCUAGGAAGAUGGCAUCUGCAUCGUUGAGGGUGGCUCUUCAGAAAGCUGCUCAGAUAAGAUUGAUGGAGAAGGAGAAGAACAAAAGUCCUUCAUAUGCUAUGCGGAUUUCUUUGAAAAUUGAUAAAGUAGUCUGGAGCAUGCUUGUUGAUGGUAAAUCUUUUGCAGAAGCUGAACUAAAUGACAUGUUUUAUGAUUUUGACCGGGAUUACAAAGAUGUUGGCAUUGCUCAGUUUACUACGAAGUUUUUUGUUGUUCGAAAUUGCUUGCCCAAUGCCAAGUCUGACAUGCUUCUAUCAGCAUGGAAUCCUCCAUCAGAGUGGGGAAAAUUAGUCAUGCUUCGAGUGGAUGCAAAACAGGGAGCUCCUAGGGAUGGAAAUUCACUCCUUGAAAUGUUCCAGGUUGAUAUUUAUCCCCUCAAAAUUCACUUGACUGAAACAAUGUAUCGGAUGAUGUGGGAGUACCUUUUCCCAGAGGAAGAACAAGAUUCACAGAGACGGCAGGAAGCAUGGAAGAUUUCUACGGCUGCAGGUUCAAGGCGUGUAAGGAAAGGUUCCUCAGUUCAUGAAGUAUCUGCAUCUAACACAAAAGAGUCAGAGAUGUUUUCCAAAUUAGGCUUCUCCCUCGGUGGUCAAGGAUCUGGCAACGCAGAAUCUGCUCAGGGAUCAAAGACACAGAACCUUAAAUCUAAUUCUGGUAGUGGUUCAGUCCCUGAGUUAAGAAGAACAUCUUCUUUCGAUAGGUCAUGGGAAGAGACUGUGGCCGAAUCUGUUGCUACUGAACUUGUCUUGCAGAGCAUUACCAAAAGUGGACAACUGGGUUCUGUCGAGCAACCAGAUGAAUCAGGCAGUAAUAAAUUGAAAGAUCCCAAAGCUAUCAAAGCUGGUCGCUCAUCCCAUGAAGAGAAGAAGGGAAUAAAGGCCCAGGAUGAGAAAAGAUCCAGACCUCGAAAGUUGAUGGAGUUCCACAAUAUCAAGAUAAGCCAGGUUGAGUUGUUGGUUACUUACGAAGGAUCAAGAUUUGUCGUCAAUGACCUAAAGUUGCUGAUGGAUACAUUCCAUCGUGCCGAGUUCACUGGGACUUGGCGUAGGUUGUUUUCUCGAGUUAAAAAGCAUAUCAUCUGGGGAGUUCUAAAGUCUGUUACAGGAAUGCAGGGUAAGAAGUUCAAAGACAAAGCACAUAGUCAAAAGGAACCCAACAACACGGUUGUUCCUGACAGUGACUUUAAUUUAAGUGACAAUGAAGGGGGUGGUCUGGCAGGGAAAUCCGAUCAACAUCCAAUAACCUGGCUUAAGCGGCCAAGUGAUGGGGCAGGUGAUGGAUUUGUUACCUCCAUCAGGGGUCUCUUCAACAAUCAGCGUCGCAAGGCCAAAGCAUUUGUCUUGCGUACAAUGAGGGGUGAAGCUGACAAUGAUUUCCAAGGUGACUGGAGCGACACUGAUGCUGAAUUCUCACCGUUUGCUCGGCAGCUCACUAUCACAAAAGCAAAAAGGCUUAUUAGGCGACAUACUAAAAAGUUCCGUGCUAGACAGAAAGGUUCGUCUUCUCAACAGAGGGAGUCCCUUCCCUCAUCCCCAAGAGAAACCACUCCAUAUGAAAGUGAUAGUUCUAGUGGGUCGUCACCAUUUGAAGAUUUUAAUGAACAGGAACAGCUGGAGCAAAUGAAAGAGGAUGUUUUGGAAGCUUGAUGGCCUGAUAAAACGUUACAGAGAAUGCAGAUGAAACUGCAAAUCCAUCUACUUUAAUCUACCACAAUGCUCGUAAAAUUUCAAAAUAUCUUUGGUUGAAGCCUCACUCAAAUCAUAGCGAUGACAAUAAGAGCAAGACAUCCAAAAUGCCCUUGGAGAAUGAAGCCACCUCAAUUUUUCUACCUUUUUUUCUAUAUAUAUAUAUAUAUAGGUUUUUGAGUACACGAGCUCAUAAAUUUGUGAGCAACUGGAAAUCCAAUUUUGUCCGUACAUAUAUUAUUUAUGGUAUAUAAUAAUAAUGGUAUAUCUCAAGUUCCCAACGCA